Messenger RNA from Aureococcus anophagefferens, 1809 nucleotides. RefSeq lists its product as hypothetical. Gene Ontology annotation, cellular component: nucleus; cytosol. Bases 1 to 1809 code for a protein of 602 amino acids. Gene Ontology annotation, biological process: mRNA catabolic process. NCBI's taxonomy places the organism in Eukaryota, Pelagophyceae, Pelagomonadales, Pelagomonadaceae. The record is from RefSeq and is a predicted model, not a curated record. Gene Ontology annotation, molecular function: nuclease activity; RNA binding. The transcript is spliced from 2 exons.
AUGCGCACGGCCGAGUCCGCGGCGCGCGCGGCGAAGCUCCGCGUCUGGAAGGGCUACGCGAAGCCGAACCUCGGGAACAUCGACGCGGACUUCGAGGGCGUCGUCGUCGAGGUCGUCUCCGGCGACCAGGUCGUCGUGCUCUCGUCGUCGGGGACCGAGGCGCGCGUGUCCCUGUCGUCCCUCAAGGCGCCGCGCCUCGGCAACGCGAAGCAGGGCCGCAAGGAGGAGGCCUGGUCGUUGGAGUCCAAGGAGGCGCUCCGCCACGCGUGCAUCGGCAAGCGCUGCCGCGUGCUCGUCGAGUACGCGCGCGAGAUCCCCGUGGGCAACGCCGACGAGGGCAAGACCAUGAAGCUCGUCUUCGCGCGCGUCUGCACGCUGCCCGACGCGAAGAAGGGCAAGGCGCCCGCGCCCGUGCCAGAGGACAAGCAGAAGGACGUCGGCGAGGCGCUCCUCGCGCUGGGCCUCGCCGCCGUGACGCCGCCGCGCAACUCCGACGAGCGCGCGGGCCGCUACGAGCAGCUCGUCGCGGCCGAGACGGACGCCAAGGCCAAGAAGCUCCGGCUCUGGUCGGGCAAGGCGCCGCCGCCGCCGCCCAAGGUCGCGGACCUCGCCGGCGACGCGAAGCGCGCGCGCACCUUCCUGCCCUCGCUCCAGCGCCAGCGGUCCGUGCGCGCGACGGUGGAAGCCGUGUUCUCCGGGAGCCGCUUCAAGGUCAAGGUCGCGUCCGAGGGCUGCGUGCUCGUCCUCGCGCUCGCGGGCUGCCGGAGCCCGUCGGCGUCGUCCGCCGCGCGGCCCCAGGAGGAGUUCGCCGGCGACGCGGCCAAGGCCUUCUCGCGCGCGACGCUGCUCCAGCGCACCGUCGACGUCAGCGUCGCGGACAUGGACCGCAACGGCGUCGGCCUGGGCGGCAUCCGCCUGCUGCCGGAGGACGCGAAGCGCCGGUUGUUGGCCCGGGGCUUCGCGCGCGUCGACCGCUACCGCUCCGGCGACGCGCGGUGGGCCAAGCUCGAGGCGACGGCCAAGGACCUCAAGCUCGGUUUGUGGGCCGACGAGAAGAACCGCGAGGAGGCCGAGAAGGUCGCCGAGCCCAAGGAGCCGCCCAAGGCGAAGACGUUCCGCGCCAAGGUCGCGGACAUCACCGACGGCUCGUCGCUCCAUUUGGCCGAGGUCACGGAGGCCGGCGCGACGCCCAAGCUCGACGCCGUCCUCGCGAAGAUGGCCGGCUUCGCCGGCGCCGCCGAUCCCGCGGCGACGUACCGGCGCAACGCCGUCGUCGCGGCGAAGUUCGACGACGGCUCCGGCGACGCCUGGUACCGCGCCAAAGUGCUCGAGGUCGACAAGGAGGCCAAGACCUACAAGAUCAAGUUCCUCGACUUCGGCAACGUCGACGUCGGCGUGACGGCGAAGACCCUCGCGCCGCUGGACGCGGGCUACGCCGCGCUGCCCUACGCGGCGCUCGAGGUCGGCCUGGCGCACGUCCAGGCGCCGUCGCUGGAGGACGACUACGGCGAGGACGCGGCGAAGACGGUCCACGAGCUCUGCUGGGGCCAGGACCUGACGGUCACGGAGGUCUUCGUCCGCGGCGCCGAGAAGAAGAUGGUCGCCCUGAAGCUCGCGUCCGCCGGCGACGACGCGAAAACAAUCAACGAGCAGCUCGUCGAGGCGGGCCUCGCGCGGCUCCCCAAGGGCUCCAAGUACGCCAAGGACGACCUCGCCACGAAGCUCAAGGCCCUCCAGGAGGCCGCCCGCAGCUCCCGCGCCGGCGUCUGGCGCUACGGCGACUGCGACUUCUCCGACGACGAGAAGUAG